AGAGUGGUAAUUUCCUUGUUGAUCAGAAAAGUGGGAUAUUGUACGUGGCUUGUAGCUAUACUUCUACAUAGACGUUGGUGUACUCGUCGACUGUACUAUCCCGGUGUCUUGUUAGCUACAACCACACACACAACUAGUGUGUGCUCCCUGUCCUCACACAUGCCACUUUCCGUUGAUGCAAUAUUGUCUAAGCUCCAGAUCAAAGACUCGGAGACUGUAAGCACCAACAACUGGAGGUCGCCAGAUGUUAUAUGUCUACCACCUUCACGACGGACAUGGGGACAUUGGGACUUCUUAGGGUUCUGGAACGUCAUAGCGCUGUCCAUCUCGACAUGGCAGUCCUGUGGAUCUCUACUGGCUUUAGGCCUAAAUGUGUGGCAAUCGAUGUGUGUGGUUAUAAUAGGUAAGAUGAUCAUUUUCGCCGUUGCCCUUUCACAUGGUUGGGGUGGUGCUGUGUGGCACGUUGGCUACCCAAUCUAUAGUCGCUUCACGUUUGGCAUGUACGGAGCGUUUCUAGCACUUAUACAACGUAUUGUGCUGUGUGUCGUCUGGUAUGGUGUUCAGGCAUUUACUGGUGCUCAACUAAUGUCGAUUAUGCUCAGCUGUAUCUUCCCAAGUUUUAUGAAUCUUCAUAAUACACUCCCAGAGUCUGUGCCUAUGACUCUGAAACAGUUUAUUGGAUUUAUCAUCUACAAUGUUCUCUCGAUUCCAUUCCUAUAUAUCCCUCCAGAGAAACUGCAUCAUCCGUUCAAGGUUGUCACAUCUAUCUCGUUCUUUGCAGUCUUUGGAACUGCCAUAGGGUCUAUGGUUCAUGCUCAUGGAGCAGGUGAGGUGCUUCAUUCGAGUUCUUCAAUACAUGGAAGCGCAGAUAUGGGUAUGACUUGGAUGCACGGCAUAAACAUCGUCAUCAACACGUUUGCU
Molecule: messenger RNA, 921 nt
Organism: Williopsis jadinii
Lineage: Eukaryota; Fungi; Ascomycota; Saccharomycetes; Phaffomycetales; Wickerhamomycetaceae
Exons: 1
Biological process (GO): nucleobase transport; transmembrane transport
Cellular component (GO): plasma membrane
Molecular function (GO): nucleobase transmembrane transporter activity
Source: RefSeq, a predicted model, not a curated record